CACGACAUGCACCUUGUCGUGUAUCUGCACAUAUGGAACUGGAAGCUGCUACCCCUCGUGAUUAUUACGUCUCGUGAAGAUGUUGUGGGAAGUCCCAGGUACCCAUUUUCUUCGUGCUGACAUGUUUAUUUCGUUUUCUAAUCUUGGGACAUCGCCGUCUUGAACAUCAAGAUAGGGUAUCCUCGAACUUCUUUUUGGGUUCCCUGCAGAGAUUAUAUUGGUUACGAUGGUCUCAAAACUACUCCUCGGUCUACUAGCUGGAUUAGGCGCGGCGGUGGCUCAGUGUCCAGAUUAUGUAACACACUCUACUCAGAUCCAUGAGCCUUUGUCGCAAGGGAAAUAUCAACUGUCUUACCAGAGACCGGAUCCAGCGUGCAGGACUUUUACCCUCGCCGAAGUUAAGGAGGCCAUUUUGGAUAUGGAGCAUGCCGUCAAAGAUCCAGACUUGGCACGUCUUUUCGAGAACACGUAUCCGAAUACUCUCGACACCACCGUCUCCUGGAAGGGAGUGGCAAGCGGCUCCGAUGAAGAGCUUACUUUCAUCACUACAGGCGACAUCGUGGCCAUGUGGCUUCGCGAUAGCGCGAAUCAGAUGCGGAGCUACAAGACACUUCUGAAAGCGAACAGCUCAACUGAUUCACUGGCCUCGCUCUUCCGGGGUGCCAUAAACCUCCAAUCACGCUACAUCUUCGCCAGCCCCUUCUGCAAUGCCUUCCAGGCUCCUGCCGAGUCUGGUCUGCCUCCAGAGCACAACAACGCAGCAGACACGGAUGAAGUGACUCCAGAUUACGACCCAAGUUUCGUCUUCGAGUGCAAGUAUGAGCUAGACAGCCUGUCGGCGUUUCUGCAACUUUCGUACGAUUAUUACGACAAGACUGGCGAUUCCAACUUCUUUGGCAAAUACAACUGGGUCAACACUGUGGAGACCAUACUGAAUGUUACCAAAACGCUUCUCAUUGGGACGUAUGCCGACGACGGGCAUGUGAACGAAUUGUCCUAUACCUUUCAACGAACCACCAAUAGCGCAUCGGAAACACUGCUAAACGUAGGGGCGGGCUCACCCAUAAAAGGAGGAACGGGGCUCGUCCGGAGCGCUUUCAGGCCUUCCGAUGACUCAACCAUCUACCAGCUCUUCAUUCCUGCCAAUAUGAUGUUCUCGAGUUACCUGGGAAGAUGCGCCGAGAUCAUGGAGAAUCAAAACAGUGGUUUAGCUAAGCAGAUGAGCGACUUCUCGACAUCUGUGCGCAAUGGGAUAGAGCAGCAAGGGAAAGUACGACAUGAAGCUUUUGGAGAGAUCUAUGCAUACGAAGUCGACGGUUACGGCUCGAGGAAUAUGAUGGACGACGCCAAUGUUCCGUCUCUCUUGAGUGCCCCUAUCUUGGACUAUCUAGACGCGAACGAUACCACGUACCAGAACACGAGAAAGUUCGUUCUCAGCGCAGAGAACCCCUAUUAUAUGCGCGGGACAGUUAUCAACGGCGUUGGCAGCCCUCACACCCAUCCGGGAAAGGCGUGGCCCAUGUCCAUAAUUGUUGCGCUACUGAGCUCCGAUGAUGACGACGAGAUCAUGAAAGGCUUGAGGAUGCUCGUCUCGUCAACAGCGCAGCUGGGGUUGAUACACGAAUCCAUCGACACCUUCAAUGCUUCUAACUGGUCGCGCCAGUGGUUUUCGUGGGCCAACGGGUUGUUUGGUGAGAUGCUGCUGGAUUUGAAGGACAGGAAGCCGUAUCUGCUUGAACUGAGUUACCAAGAUUGAUGAACAACUUGGCAACGGUGAAGGAGCUGCGCUGGGAUCGUCCUACUUGGUGUUGUUGUGUCACUAACUUGCAACAAUUUGUUUAGUAUAGACCGUUUUCAAACUACAUACUUACAAUGGAG
Pseudomassariella vexata is the source of this 1878-nucleotide messenger RNA. RefSeq lists its product as uncharacterized. The record is from RefSeq and is a predicted model, not a curated record. Lineage: Eukaryota; Fungi; Ascomycota; Sordariomycetes; Amphisphaeriales; Pseudomassariaceae. The transcript is spliced from 6 exons. Gene Ontology annotation, biological process: carbohydrate metabolic process. The coding region runs from base 227 to 1756 and encodes 509 amino acids.